Lottia gigantea (owl limpet) is the source of this 945-nucleotide messenger RNA. RefSeq lists its product as hypothetical. The coding region runs from base 1 to 945 and encodes 314 amino acids. The transcript is spliced from 3 exons. Lineage: Eukaryota; Metazoa; Mollusca; Gastropoda; Lottiidae. The record is from RefSeq and is a predicted model, not a curated record.
AUGCAUAUCUUUCUCGAUAAAUAUGGAACCACAAACUUUCAACUUAUGAGAUGGGCGAUUGAGUUAAAUAUAUCAUCGUUUUAUUAUUGUAUGAGAAAUGAAAUAAAUGAUCUGAAAUAUAAGAAAGAAACUAAAAAACCUAACACUACAGCAUGGAUAAAUAAAGCGAAACCUUACUUUGUGGAUCAAAUCAGAGACACUCGUCAAGGUGAUUUAAAUAUGAACAAUUUCAAAGUAACUAAUUUAAAAUCUCUGGAAAAUGAUAAUGACGCUGUUCACAAGAAAUAUUUAUGGGAUCAAAUAAAUUCAAUUGAAGUAAAUAAAAACCAUUUAGAAGAUAAAAUAAGUAAUGUGAAAAGAUUCUUCAAACGUCAACUAAAUAAUAAAAAUUUUGUUAAUGAAACUAAACUACAAAAAGAGGUAGCAGAUGAAAAUGAAGAUACGUUUCAACAGGAAUUAAAUACUCUGGAAACUAAACUAAACAGUGAAUUACAAAAAGAACUAAGAAAUAUUAAACAACAAAUACAAAAUAUAGAUGAUAGCGAAAUCAAAACCUAUAUUCAACAACAAAUACAAAAUAUUGAUGAUAGCGAAAUCAAAACCUAUAUUCAACAACAAAUACAGAACAUUGAUGAUAGUGUUAUUCAACAACAGAUAACCACUAUUAAUAACGUAGUUUUAAACAAAAAUAUAGUCGCAUUAGAAAAGUAUCUCAAGAAAGAAAAUAAAUCAUAUUAUUUCAAUCUUCCAUUUGGAAGUUUGAAGAAUAAAGAUGCUUUUAUUACUCAUAAUAUCAAUAAAUCAAAAAUAUAUUUAUUGAAAAAAUAUGGAUUUAUAGCAAAUAUAACACUAUUUUUUCCUCAUGUAGCAGAUGGAGACCCUAAAAACUUAUUUGGUAACGGUUUUCCAGAAUCGUUUUUCUUUCCGAGGACAAGGUGUAAUUGA